AUGAGUUGGCGCAAUGCCGGUAUCCUUGUCCGCCAAAACGGUGACAGCCUUGUACCUGCGUUGUGUGUGGAGGCCUGCAACGAAGCCGCCACAGCAGGCCAACAAACCCCCCAAAGCACCCUCUGCACCUCCAAAAACUUCCUCUUCUUCGUGGAUCAGUGCAUAAGAUGCAUCAAAGAGACAAUCGACACCUCUCCCUUUGGUGCAACGCCUAUCCCAUCUUUGCUGCCCUAUCUGCAAGACUGUCACAUGCUGGGAUACACCGUCAAACAUGUACCAGUGACGAAUGACAAGACGUCAACUGUGACCUUUUUGCUGCCGACUGAUGCUGCUGCGACAGAUGUGACGCCUACAGGUCAAUCCAGCUCCAGUCGUGUUAUAUCGUCUACGUCUUCUGGUAGCAAGCGUGUGACUCCAAGUUCACGUACUUUGACGUCUUCUAGCAGCCAGAGUGGAGCUUCAAGUUUGCAUACCUCAAUAUCCUCUAGCCAAAGCGUCAUCUCAACAACACCAUCUCAAACCGCAUCUCCUCACACAACAUCCUCCCAAAACCACGCCUGGAUAGCCGGCGCCGUCAUCGCCCCCAUUGCCAUCCUCGCCAUCAUCAGCCUCUCAUUCUGCCUCAGGAAACGCCACAAACGGACAAAGAAGCAGACCGAAUACGACAUUGACUCAACCUACGGAAAGGCACAACUAGAAUCCGACACAAACGGCAUCCACGAGCUGGACUCGACUCCAAUAAGAGGCGAGAUGCCUGCAAACGAGGCGCCUGCAAACGAAAAGCCCGCGAAUGAAGCGCCUGCGGUGGAGUUGGCAAGCAAGGCAUGA
Molecule: messenger RNA, 828 nt
Organism: Trichoderma gamsii
Lineage: Eukaryota; Fungi; Ascomycota; Sordariomycetes; Hypocreales; Hypocreaceae
Exons: 3
Coding region: 1-828 (275 amino acids)
Source: RefSeq, a predicted model, not a curated record